AAGGAUCAUAGCAACGUAGAGUGGAAUGCUGGAGCCUAUAGCUUUCUUAGCACAAGCUUAAUUUAUAGGACUAAAUCUAGAACAGAUUUUGGCAAAAUAAUAAUUACUAUCUUAAACCUGACACAAGCAAUGGAAAAUUGGAUGAAACCUGGAAUUUCCAUAAUGAUGAUCCUUGUGGUAUCAGUUUCAUACAUUGCUACAUUUGAAGCUGCGGUGAAACAUAAAUGUCGUAAAAUCGUAAUCGAUGGAACAGAGUGUCCUGGUAAUAAGAAGUGCCCAGUAAAUGACAGCUGUGAUGACCCUUCACAAUGUCCCUGUAUGGAUGGAUACACAUCUCAUACUGAUACAGAAGGGAUAAGAAGUAACAUCACUUGUGACGAUGAGUUAUGUGUCUCACUUUGUUUUUUUGUAGAUAUACACGAAUGUUAUGAUCGCACACAUAUUUGUGGUAUUCACACAAAUUGUAACAACACAGAGGGAGGAUAUUCCUGUGUGUGUAACAAAGGCUACCGCAGAGGAAAUGAAACAGAGUUCUGUCCAACCAACCCCAGGGAUAAUGGAUGUACAGACAUUGAUGAAUGUAAAGAAGACCCCAACAUCUGUGGGCCAAAUAGUAUCUGUAAGAACAUAGGAGGAUCAUUUCAGUGUGUCUGCAUGAGUGGGUACAGGAGCAUCUCCAAUCAGUGUACAGGUAAGUACAUUGAUGAAUGUAAAGACCCCAACAUAUGUGGGCCAAAUAGUAUCUGUAAGAACACAGAAGGAUCAUUUCAGUGUUACUGCAUGAGUGGGUACAGGAGCAUCUCCAAUCAGUGUACAGACAUUGAUGAAUGUAAAGACCCCAACAUAUGUGGGCCAAAUAGUAUCUGUAAGAACACAGAAGGAUCAUUUCAGUGUUACUGCAUGAGUGGGUACAGGAGCAUCUCCAAUCAGUGUACAGACAUUGAUGAAUGUAAAGACCCCAACAUCUGUGGGCCAUAUAGUAUCUGUAAAAACACAGAAGGAUCAUUUCAGUGUUACUGCAUGAGUGGGUACAGGAGCAUCUCCAAUCAGUGUACAGAAUGUACAUCUGUUUCCCAAAUAAAGUACCUGCAGCAUUGCACCGACCAGACUAUAGAGGAUCCACUUUGCUCUGUGCUUAAUGUCUCAAUUAGUUUGCUGAUUGAUCCCUGCCAAAUAAAAAACGGUAACAUUAUGGAAAAGAAAGCAGAGGAAGAUCUCAAGCAGACAGCUGAAAAACUCAGCAAGGCUCUCGCCAACAACAACAUCAUUACUGAAAAUAUCCACAGAGGGAGAUUAAUUACAGGAUUUCUAUAUAGCAUGGAAAGAGUUGUGCUCAUAUCAUUUUUGGAGGAACCUAGAGUUCAGCAUAUCAUCACUUCUGAACUAGACAUUACAUUGCAGCCUUCCCAUAACAUCUGCAGUCCUGGUGUCCAAUCCUUCACCUUGGUCUCAGCUAACAACAGUAUGGUGGUGCCCUGCAGUCUGGUGCCCAGAGAUAAAGGUGGUGCUAUUUUGUUUACCUACAAAAAGAUACAUUUCUAUCAUGGGAAUUAUCCUGGACAGAUUAAUAAGGCAGUGAUCAACUCAAGGCUGGUGACUGGAGCCAUCACAAACCCUGAGAGUAAAAAUCUUCAACCCCCUGUUACAUUCACACUUUCCCAUUUACAGCCAUUGCGUCCCUUUUUUAAGUUCAUCUGUGUAUUUUGGGACCCUGAAAGUAAUGGCUGGUCAGAUGAAGGUUGUGAGACGGGACAAUCUGAUGUCACCCACACCAACUGCUCCUGUACCCACCUCUCCAGUUUUGCACUUCUCAUGGAACCUGAAGAAAUACAGGAUAAUUUUGCUCUCACUAUCAUCACCUACAUCGGACUUAGCAUAUCCGUUGUCUGCCUGUGUCUGACUCUCCUCACUUUCAUCAUGUGUCGAACUCUGAGGAGCAAUCACACCUCCGUCCUCUCAGCUCUCUGUGGAUGUCUCUUCCUAGGACAACUUUUAUUUAUGGUGGGCAUUGAUCAAACCGGGAAUAAGCUCCUGUGCGCUUUUAUUGCCGGUUUACUCCAAUUCUUGUUCCUCUGUGCGUUUUGCUGGAUGUCUAUUGAAAGCAUUCUGCUCUUCAUGACUGUCCGAAACCUACGGGCUGUCAAUUAUAUGGCUUCCCGAAAAUCAAACUUCCCGCUUUGGUGUCUUCUUGGUUUUGGUAUCCCAGCUGUGAUUGUGGGGAUUACAGCAGCUGCUCAUCCACAUAAAUAUGGGACACACAAAAAUUGCUGGCUCUAUCAUGAUAUUGUUUGGAGCUUUCUAGGUCCAGUUGGUGCAUUUAUCACAAUAAACACGACUCUGUUGGUCCUGACUUUUUGGUUGCUGAAAAAGAGGAUGGCAUCUCUGAAUUCAAAUGUGUCCACCUUAAAGAAUACCCGGUUACUGACAUUCAAAGCUGUGGCCCAACUCUUCAUCCUUGGCUGUACCUGGUUUAUUGGCUACUUCCAGUUUGGACCUCAGACUCUGGUUAUUUCUUACCUCUUCACCAUCUGUAACACCCUCCAGGGAGGGUUCAUCUUCCUUGUACACUGUCUGCUUAAUCAACAGGUCAGAGAAAAGUACUGCAAAUUGUUCUUAAGAUAUGGUAUGCAUAAAAAGCAGAAACAGGACACAUCUACAAUCAGUACCCUUCAAACAGCCUCUAAACCACCAUUAACCGCCUCCACUGACCGUGCUCUGAGACAACCAGUGAUCUCUAAUAUGGAUGUAAUCAGUACAGACGAGUCUCCAGAUGAGAUGAAAGAAGAGAGUGUGUAGCUGACUUGGUGGAUUUGUGAGGAAAUUGAUGUCGUAAGAAGUUGAUUACUUUAAACCAACAUACUCACCAGGGUCAAUAUAUAAAAAAGGAAACAAUUAAAAAAUAUUAGCAUUAUUAUAAUGCUUUUCUGGAACCUACAGGGGGUAUUUCAAGCAGAUUGUGAUUGGUUGAUGUAGCGAACACUUCUAAUUCUCUUUCUUUUCAUCCUAAAUUAACCAACUCUGUUACAGCUCUAAUUGUAUAUGCACUGGUGGCACCAAACAAAAUCGGCCAUUG
Rana temporaria (common frog) is the source of this 3073-nucleotide messenger RNA. Its product is annotated as adhesion G protein-coupled receptor E2-like. The record is from RefSeq and is a predicted model, not a curated record. Gene Ontology annotation, biological process: cell surface receptor signaling pathway; adenylate cyclase-activating G protein-coupled receptor signaling pathway. Gene Ontology annotation, cellular component: membrane. Gene Ontology annotation, molecular function: calcium ion binding; G protein-coupled receptor activity. The transcript has 21 exons. Lineage: Eukaryota; Metazoa; Chordata; Amphibia; Anura; Ranidae. The coding region runs from base 130 to 2796 and encodes 888 amino acids.